CAAGUUGUUAUUUCUGUGCUGGCUGAAUCCAGCAUCGCGAUCUCCCAAGAAGUUGAUCUUCUUCGACUUACCAACGUUGGUAACUUAGUUGAAAACGUGUCGGCGUGAGGACUGCGUUGCUCUUCGCCAAAAGCACCCUGACACGUGUGCGAUACGAUCGACUACGAAUCAAUUUUCCGGACGUUUGCUAAUUCGAUUACGAACGGGAAAUAUCUAGUGAAGUUUUUCCGAAUUUUUUUUUACGAAUAAUCGUUGUUUCCUUAACGUUUCGAGAGUGCUGAUUGUUUAGAUAAUUUAAUUAAUGAAUGAAACAAUGUUUCGUUUCAAGUGCGUGAAUGAAUUUUGAGAGUACAUUUCUGAAUCAUGUGGAGUAGAGGGUUUGAGCUUUUGUUAUUUUUGUGUCUUUUCGGACUUGUAAUCAACAUACGUACAAGGCAUCAUGCAAGUGACAGAAAAGCAUUGAAGUUCCUAUCGUACGGAAUUGGUACUCAGUCGACAUCGUCGUCUAAUGUCGGUUUGUGGCCUUCCGUGUUUAAUUUAGCCACCAAAGCUCUCAUAAACACGAACGCAACAUGUGGAGAACGCGGCCGCGAAGAGUUCUGCAAACUUUCCGACGGUUCAAAGGGUCGUUGUGGGGUUUGCGACAACUUCAAUUCCGAACCCGGAAAGCGACAUGCAAUUCAUUACGCGAUUGACGGAAGCAAUAGGUGGUGGCAGAGUCCAACGUUGGAAAACGGACCCGAAUACGAAUUCGUCACUAUAACAAUCGACUUAAAGCAGAUUUAUCAAGUUGCAUACGUGAUAUUAAAAGCAGCGAACUCUCCUAGGCCUGGCGCCUGGAUAUUGGAUAGAUCUUUGGACGGCGAAAACUUCGAGCCCUGGCAAUACUUUGCUAGAAAUGACAAAGAAUGCCUGGAGCGGUACGGAAUUCCUGCGACUAAAGGAAAACCCCGUUACACGACCGAUACGGACGUGAUUUGCACCUCCCACUUUUCGAAGUUAACGCCGUUCGAAAACGGAGAGGUUCAUACGUCUCUCAUACACGGUCGUCCAGGAGCGAAUGACACUAGUCCCGAGCUACUCGAAUUCACCAAAGCGCGAUUCGUUCGAAUGAGACUACAAGGAUUCAGGGCAACCGUUGAUCCUGUACCACGAUGGGUUCAACAAGAUCCGCAGUUACCUAAAAGGCUUUUCUAUUCGAUUAGGGACAUCAGUAUCGGAGGACAAUGUGUAUGUAAUGGUCAUGCAUCAAGUUGCCGACAUAACGUCGCAUCAGGGCAUCCUGAAUGUGAAUGCUCUCAUCAUACGUGUGGACCUAACUGCAACAAGUGCUGUCCUUUAUACAAUCAACGCCCGUGGGGUCCGGGAACUUCCAGGGACGCAAGACAGUGCUUUCCCUGUAACUGCCACGGUCAUGCGAUCAGUUGUCAUUACGACGAAACGGUGGAUAGAAACGGACUGAGUCUCGAUGUUGAUGGAAAUUAUCGGGGUGGAGGGGUCUGUGACAACUGUACGGAUUAUACGACUGGUAUAAAUUGUGAGCAGUGUAUAAAGGGCUACUUUCGACCUCCUGAUGCCAGUGUUAACUCUGACAGGCCGUGUAUUAAAUGCGACUGCGACCCGAAUGGCUCAACAGGAAACUGCAAUCAACAAGGACCCGAUGCGGGCACUUGUGAAUGCAAACCAGGUUACACAGGAUUCAAAUGUAACUACACUCAGAAAAACGUGGAAGGAAAAUUUUGUGAAAAUUGCAAGCCUGGCUUUUUCGCUCUGAGAAACGACAACUCCGACGGUUGCUUAAGUUGUUUCUGCUCCGGGGUAACUACCCUUUGCGAAUCAGCAAGUUUAGUAGCGCGAACAUAUGAAAAUCGGGAAGCCUGGCUGAUAACCGACCUCACAAUCACCGGACUAGUUAAGCCCAUCUACGACCCUGAGACAAAUUCGGUUACUAUCGAAAACUACGAAGGUCUGGGGACUGAAGCCUAUUACUGGCUAGCACCCAAGGAAUAUUUGGGCAACAAAUUGGAAAGCUACGGGUCAUCGUUGACAUUCAGUGUAUCCUGGACGGUUAUAAGGGGUGAUACCAGUGGAAAACCAACAAUUGGGCCGAAUAUUAUUUUAGUUGGUCAGAAUGGUCUUAAAAUAGGUUUUGGCGAAGAUCAAUUUUCGGGUUCGAGUAUGCUCUUCAAAAUAGUCUUAAACGAAAACAAUUGGUAUCAGAUUCCAUAUUCUAUCAAAGACAUAGUGACGAGGUCAAAACAGGCUGAAUAUAAGGGAGAUUCUGUAAGCAGGGCUCAGUUCAUGAGCGUUCUCGCCAAUAUCAAGCACAUCCUAAUCAGAGCCAGUUAUCACACAGAUCAAAUCGACGGAACCUUGGAAUAUGUUAUUUUAAAAUCUGGAGAACUUGGCGAAGACGAGUCAUACAGCUCAGUAGAGAAAUGUUCCUGUCCAUCAGGAUACACAGGAUUAUCUUGCGAAUCCUGCGAAUAUGGAUAUGUUCGAAUCUUUGCCAAUUCUUCAGUGCCUCAGCUGCAAGGAUUUUGUGUAAAAUGCGAUUGUAAUGGGCAUUCAAAAACAUGCGAUCCUGACACUGGCCAGUGUACUUGCGAACAUAAUACCAUAGGGGAAAAGUGCGAACGAUGCAAACCAGGAUUUUACGGUAAUCCUUUGAUGGGAACCCCUCUCGAUUGUAGGAGAUGUGCUUGUCCGUUAAUAGAAGACGAAAAUAACUUCAGUCCUAGUUGUCAAUUGGAUUUCUACAGUGAGGAAGAUCAGGAGGAGGUUGGAUACGUAUGCACUCAAUGCCCAAAAGGAUAUACCGGUGACCACUGUGAAAUUUGCGACGAUGGCUAUUUUGGGAACCCAAAACGGUUGGGUAGCAAGUGUGAACCGUGUUCAUGCGGUGGUGGACCGUGUGACUCACUAACUGGUCAAUGUUUGGCCUGCCCAGGGAACACAGAAGGCUGGAAAUGUGAGCGGUGUAAAUCAGGACAUUUUGGGGACCCUUUAAAUGCCAACUGUCAGGCUUGUUUGUGUGACUCUCAAGGUUCUUAUUCUCAAAAUUGCGAUAAUAUUACGGGACAAUGCCAGUGCAGGGAACAUUUCACAGGAAGGACGUGUGAUCGAUGCGAGGAGGGUUACGGCAAUAUGACUGCUAAAUGUGUUCCUUGUGUUUGUGACGAUAUCGGUGCAGUGUCGAAAAUAUGUCAUCCACAAACGGGUAUUUGUGAGUGCAAAGUCGGGGUUGAAGGGUUCCAUUGCGACGCGUGCCAGCAUCUUCAUUUCGGGUUCUCUACAGAAGGGUGCCAGGGUUGUAACUGCGAUCCAAAGGGUUCUGAAAUUCCAACGUGUGACAUAACCAGUGGUCAAUGUAGGUGCAAGCCACAUUAUAUAGGAAGAACAUGUAAUAAGUGUCAGGAAGGCUAUUGGGACACACGUGUGGGCUGCGAACCCUGUCAAUGUAACCCAGAAGGUUCAGAAAGUCCAGUGUGCCAGUCCAAAACUGGCCAAUGUAAUUGUAAGCAAGGUGUAGGAGGAUUGCAGUGUGAUGCAUGUUUACCCAAUUAUUAUGGGUUUUCUGAAACAGGGUGUAAAGAGUGUGAUGUCUGCCUUAAGAAAGGUCACAUUUGCGAUCCUGAUACAGGAAAAUGCGUGUGUCCACCUAACAGUUACGGUGUCCAUUGUCAUCUUUGCGUUGUAAAUGCGUGGGGUUACGAGCCAGAAAGGGGAUGCAGGUCUUGCAAAUGUUCACCGGCAGGUAGUACAAAACAGCAAUGCAAUCUUCAAACUGGCGAAUGCAUUUGUAGACAAGGUUAUACCGGUAUGAAUUGCGAUCGUUGCGACCACGGGUACUUUGGGUAUCCAAGAUGUCGACCCUGUCAAUGCGAUAGGUCUGGUACCGACAAAGCUCAGGGUAACUGUACCUCAAAUGGGACGUGUACCUGCGACAGUAGUGGGCAGUGUCCAUGCAAAACGAAUGUCGAAGGCAAAAAAUGUAACAAAUGUAAAGAAGGAACGUUUGGCUUGGAUUUGGAAAAUCCUAAUGGGUGUACGCAAUGCUUCUGUUUCGGAAGAUCGUCCAAAUGUAACGAAGCUGGCUUAACCUGGGGUCAAAUCCGUCUCAAUUCUAGUCGCAUCUUAACAGUUAGACCGUCCGAUAAAUUAGUACGAAAAGAUCCGCCCGUUACAUCAAAUGAGAUAAUCGAAUCCGAAGAACUUCUAGUCAUUCCCGGGAUUUACGGUAACUUAACAAUCGACAGUAACCAUUUCACUGCUCCACUUUAUUGGCAAUUGCACCCUCUUUUCACCGGCGAUCGUAUUUUAUCAUACGGCGGUUAUCUUAGAUUUAAAAUUGCAACAUUUGAACCAAAACAUCAACUACCUCACGAAAUACUUCAACGUUAUCCCUUGGUCCAACUCCACUCGCACGGCCAUAUAAUUCUUGAAUAUUAUCCUCUACUUCCGGUUACGAAAGAUCAUUACGAAAUUCGACUUCACGAAUCUCUAUGGAGAAAAAAACAGCCCGAAGGCAUCGACAUAGAUCAAAGGAAACUGUUUAUGAUUGCCUUACAACAUGUGGAAAACAUUUUCAUCAGGGCCACCGAGUACUCCCUUUUCGAAAAACUUUUGUUACAAGACUUAACAUUGGAUACGGCUAUUGAAGUACCCGGAAAUCCCCCGCCCAUCGCGAAGGGAGUCGAAUUGUGUGAAUGUCCACGAAAAUAUAAUUCCACAUCAUGUCAAAAUCCAAGCAUUGGCUUCUACCGUUAUUACACCCCUACGUCUGUUAACGGCACUAUUGUAAUAAGCACAUUAGUAGGUGAAGCUAAAGCAUGUGUUUGUAAUGGAAGAUCAGAAGUUUGCGACAUUGAAACCGGUUACUGUUUGCAUUGUCGGCAUAAUACGCAAGGAAACUUCUGCGAACGCUGCGCCGAUGGCUAUUAUGGAAAUCCUUUGCAUCCAGACGGUAAAUGUGAACCUUGUCCGUGUCCCUCCAUCGAUCAAAACUUUGCGCAAGAAUGUAAACCGUUGGUAGGGAGAAAGACCCAAUUUCAAUGCAUUUGUAAACCAGGUUAUACCGGAGCUAAAUGCAAUAAGUGUACUGUUGGAUAUUAUGGCAAUCCCCAGGAACCUGGGGGUAGUUGCAAGCCUUGUAAUUGCAAUAUAGAAGGAGUUUCGCCAAUCGAGUGCCUUCAUGGAGUAUGCCAAUGUGAUCCACAUUCGGGACAAUGCAAAUGUAAGGCGGGUAUCACAGGAAAACAAUGUUCACAAUGUGAAAAACCGAGACACACUCUUCAAAGGCACGGGUGUUAUCCUUGCGAUAACUGCACUCAGUGGCUCCUAAAUGAUAUUGAAUGGAUGGAUGAAAAGCUGGGCGCAAACACGCACUUGUUAUCAAGUGGUACCCUUCAGCCUCCAUGGAAAAAAUUGAGAGAAGCGGAAGAAUCAUACGAACGUUUCGAAAACCGAUUUUCCAAACAUCAAAUCCAGCUUGCAAAAGCUCAAGAGGUCAUUUCCACAAAAAGAAUGGACUCGCUGGAAAACGAUUUGAAAACACUUAACAAAACGAGUCAAUCCUACAAACCAAAACUAAACGAAAUAUCUAAAAUAAACAAUGCUUUGAGAAACAACGUCCAGGAUAUAUCGGAUAAUAUUUCAAAAACUAAAGCUUCAAUUGCAAAAACUAUCGAUGCACUAAAAAACUUCGGAAACUCUCAUGUCAGUACACGAGAAGCAGUAAAACAAGCGGAUCAGUUAUUGACCGAAAUCAAGAAUAUCAAAAACGGAUUGAAAGAUAACAAACAAGUCCUAAAAAUGUGCAAAAAAAUUGAAAAAAGAAUAAAACAAAUGACAGAAACCACCAACCUGGAUCCACAAAGGGCGAAGGAAGAUCUUAAAAGUUUGACAAUCCGACUUGAUGAACUGAGAGAUAUUUUACGAGAAAUUGAUCUGAACAACAGAAUAACAGCAGAAAAUAACGUAAACAACAAUCGCACCUUUAAUCGACUACAAUCAACUGUUGAAAAUUUAAACAAUUUACGAUCAAAAGUAGAGGAAGAUCUUAAACAAAUGAAAGACACUAUGAACAAAGCGUCGGCAGUUCUAGAAAAGGCAAAAGAGCAUCAAAAUAUUCUCAGUAAUGAGUAUGAUUUGGAAGAACUGACAACAAAAAUUGAGGAUUUAGAUUUAGACGACGUUGAAUCCGAACUAACAGACUACAAAAAUAGGGUCAAUAAACAUGUCGAUGAAUUAAAGGACAAAGUUAACUUUAUUAUUAACUCUUUCAAUUUCUCCAAAGAUGCAGACGCCAUCAAAGCCGGAACAGCUUACAAGACAAUCACAAAAGGAGUCGAAGAAGCCAGAAAUACUACAGGGGAGGUUCUUACAAUAUUGCAAACGAUACACGACCAGAUAUAUCCAAAUUAUGGUGAUCCUCUAACAGAUAACGUAUCAAUCGCCGUAGCUGACGCAGACAGAUUGGACAAAAGAAUUACGAUACAGAAGCAAAAAAUUCAAGAUUUAAAAGAAAAGGUCCAUUACAUAAAGGUAAAGCUUGGAAACGUAAAUUCUAACAAUUGGCAAAAUGGCCUCGACAACAAGAACCAAGAUAAACUGAUUCGCGAGAUUAAGGAAAAACUUAGGGGAACAUCUACAAAUGGUGUCGAGUCAGUAAUCAGAACGGCCAAUAACGAUAUACACAAUAUGCGAAAUGUUCAUCAACUUCUGUCAGAUCUGGAACUCCGAAAACAACAGGAUCUGUUAAAGCCUUUGGAGAAGAUGCGAAAUCUAACUUCUCCUUCUGGUAGCAUCAAAGGUCAAGUAUUAAAUGCGCUGAAAAACCUGAAAGAAGCUUCAGAAAACAAGUUCGACAAGUAUACAUUGGAUAAAAGGAAAGACGAAAGCUUAUCACACAUACGACACCUCAACGACGCUGUUGCGAAACGAUUACAAGAGUUACGAAUCUCAAUUCAAAAAGCAAGAAAUAUUGCAAACGUGAUAAGCGUUCCAUUAACUGGACCGACCUGUUCGCGUUCGUAUGUUUUGAGAAACUUGGAACCUUCGCUACUUACAAAACUGACGGUCAAAUUUAGUUACGACGUGUCAGACGAAACGAGUUCAAGCUCUUUGUUUUAUUUGCCGGCGGGAGAACAAUACAUGCAUUUAAAAAUAAUCAACAAUAUUCUCAUUUACGAAUUAAAAUUGGUCAAUAGCUCUCUCGUAUCGGUGAAACAGGAAUUGACGGAAAGUGGCACCUAUGCAGUCGACAUAGAAAGGACGGUUAACUACGUUGAAAUGAAAAUAAAUGAUAGCAAAAUAGUUACGUCGAAAGGUACUGAGAAAGAUGAAAGUGAAUUUGGAAUUUUCAAUGCGACGCAAUCAGAUUUGGUACACAUCGGUAAAGGGGAAGGUUUGUACGGAAUACCAUCAUGCAUCACCGACGUAAUAUUUGGGGAUGUCAAGCUAGGAUUGUGGGAUUUUCAGAAUUUCACAGGUGAAUGUAUGGGAUGCUUCAGAGAAACAGAGAGCAUUGAAACAGGUUAUGAUUUCUUUGGUGGUGAAGGAUAUGCUUUGAGUCCCAAAGAAAAUCAAAUAAGAAAAAUAAAGCCAGAUUUCUACGUUCAAUUUUAUCUUCGAACAUUUGACGAAAACGCUCUGCUAUUUUUAGCUCCUGACUUCGAAACGGGAAGUUAUUUAGCAGUUACAUUACAAGACGGACACGUGAUGUACCAAAUCGUCUACCAAAAUCACCAGCCCAUAAUAUUACGCAGCAGUAAUCGUUACAACACGGGUGAAAAAGUGAAAAUUGCCGCCGAGAAACUAUGGAGCAUUUCACGUAAAACUGAUAUGGCUCUUCUUUCCGUUGGUGAAGAAUCAUUGGAAGAUGUACGUGACAAUAUCGACAAAACGUCUAUAGUGAGAUUACGAAAAGUUAACUAUUAUUUUGGCGGUGUACCUCCCGAAUAUAACAAGACCGAUCUCACUCGCAAACUGCACACACACGACUCGUUACUGGGCGGUAUGGAAGACGUUAGUGAGUACCAGCAAUUCAAUUUCCACGAAAAAGGAGGUAAUCUGAGAACAUAUGGGAUUGAAGAGAAGAAUGAUGAGUUGUCAUUUAUCAAGUGCUGGUUUUUCGGAGAAGGUUUCAUAAAUAUGAAGACCGUACCAUUUAAAAGCAAAAUAUUAUUUUUAAUGUACACCGACCAGAAAGACGCUUUCAUAUUGAAAGUGGACGACUUUCUGGAAAUAAGUUUAAUAAACGGAAGUCUGAACGCCAUAUACACACAAUACGGGAGCAUUGUAACGUUAACCACUAAAGAAACGAUUAGUUACAAUGAAUACUUUUCGGUUGAAUUUUCAAUAAAACACAAGAAGAAUGCGUCGAUAAAAAUUAACGGUGAAACUAAAUACAAUGCCAAAGUGACCGCACCAUCAGCCCAUAAUUCUCAGCAGAGUACAAUUUAUAUCGGGGGAAUACCAGAAGACGAGGAGAAGAUUAAAUUUUCCGGUGGAAUAAAGAAUAUUAUAAUUGACAAUGAGCCAGUAAAAUUCACUAAGGAUAGCGUAAAAGACUUCAAAAAGGUAAAAAUUGGACGAUCACAGUCAAUAACUCCACCACGAAAAUUGAAGAGUACUACCACCAGUAAAUCACCUGAAGUUUCAUCAGAUAUGAAUCCCAUAAACAUGAAGGAAAUGCAAAACACCGAAGGAUGCGGCAAAGUUUUAGACUAUAAUUUAGAUCCUAACGCUGCAAAAUUUGGAGAUAAGCCAUACAGUUACGUCCGACAUACUCUGAGCGAAUACUUUUGGCGUAAAGACUACACAUUAUCACUUGAAUUCCGAACUUUCUAUCCCAACGGAAUGUUGUUUAUUUCAAAGGGGCCAAAGCAACAUUACAAUUUGUUGGAAAUAAGAGAUGGAAGAAUUCAACUGCAACUAAAUAGCAAAAGAAAACGAAAGAUAACUUUACCGCAAAAAGUCGACGACGGAAUAUGGCACAAGAUAACCAUUGACGUGAAAGGAUUAAAGAAAAAGCGCAAGGUUGUCGUCAGUUUGGACAACAUUAAAACGAAACCAAUGAGGAUGCCAAAGAAUAAAGUACAAAGAGAACUUUACAUCGGAGGAAUACCGGAAAAUGUUAGCACAUCAUCUCAGAUUACCGAUUUUCAACCCUUCCGUGGUUGCAUACGGAGUCUGAAAACGAACGAUGUGGCUCAAAGUCUAGUAAAAGCCAAGAACACAAUGCACUACAAUAUUGGACAAUGUUUUCCUGAAAUCGAAAAGGGUGCUUAUUUUGGGGGAGACGCGUACGCAAUAUACAGCCACUCCUUCCGAAUCGAUAGCAUAUUAGAAAUAAAAUUUGAAUUCCGAACUGCUGAACAAAAUGGAAUAUUUUUGAGCUUUUCCGAUCCCACCAAUCGACCAGCUCUUUCCUUGGAACUUCAAAGUGGAGCUGUUGUUAUGACCGCCGAUAAUGGAUUUGGAAAUAUAACGAAUGUGGUCAAUAAUUUAUCCGAUUUUGUCCUUUGCAAUAACAGGUGGCACAACAUCACUGCUCUGUAUACGAGUAGUGAAAUUAUGGUUUAUGUGGACGGUGUACGAAGAGGAUGGGUGCAGCCCGAAGAAGAUUCUUUAAUGGAAGAUCUCGAAGCCCCAUUCUAUAUAGGUGGCAUACCGGAUAAUGGAGUUGUGGGAACUUUAAAAAUGAAAGAAAACUUUAAAGGUUGCAUACGAAAUUUUAAAAUAGGAGAAAGAACAAUAGACUGGAUAAAAAUCGAUAAAUUAAAUAAUAUUCUUUUGGAAUCCUGUCCAAUAACCACAUAAGACUAAUUGCUGUAAAAAAAGAAAUUCCUCAAAAAGUAUUAUCAUUACCAUGACGUAUUACUUUCACAAGAUUCACUGCCUGUCUCUCUUUUUGUACAUUCAUACGUUUUGUAAAUACUGCCAUAUUUAAUAUUUGUACCAUAUUUUAAACCGAUAUUAUUUAUCAAUAAUUUAUAAUCACUUGAGUGAAU
Molecule: messenger RNA, 10016 nt
Organism: Agrilus planipennis (emerald ash borer)
Lineage: Eukaryota; Metazoa; Arthropoda; Insecta; Coleoptera; Buprestidae
Product: laminin subunit alpha-1
Exons: 33
Coding region: 364-9825 (3153 amino acids)
Biological process (GO): axon guidance
Cellular component (GO): basement membrane
Source: RefSeq, a predicted model, not a curated record